Molecule: messenger RNA, 1137 nt
Organism: Brassica oleracea var. oleracea
Lineage: Eukaryota; Viridiplantae; Streptophyta; Magnoliopsida; Brassicales; Brassicaceae
Product: INO80 complex subunit B-like
Exons: 6
Coding region: 17-1054 (345 amino acids)
Biological process (GO): chromatin remodeling
Cellular component (GO): Ino80 complex
Source: RefSeq, a predicted model, not a curated record
CUGAAAUCUGAAGAUAAUGGAGCCAGUCUAUGAAGGUUCAACUUCUACCUUAUCUGUUGGCUUCAUGGAUAGGAGAAGGAGAAGCCCUCUGAUUCGUCGACCCCGUGAUAUAAAAGGGAGCUUGCAUAGUUUCACUUUCAUGCCACCCUCAAGUGACAACACACUGAAACUGAAGCCUAAGCUUGGCGGUGGCCUUACUCGUACCAAAUCCACCACGGAUAAGGUAAAAGGGAAUGUACCAGAGCAGAAAACUAUGUAUCUAGGAGAGAUACAUCAAUCCAUGACCGAAAAGACCAAACGAGGUCUUAAAAAACGUUUGUUGGAUCAAGAACAAGACAGUGACGAUGAGGAGAUUAGAUACCUCGAGAAGUUAAAGUCUAAAAGGCUCACAAGGGAUUAUCAGACAAACAUUGAAGACAGAGAACAUCUCUCAUCAGACAAAAAAGCUGUAACUGAAAGGAGUAAGCUGCGGCUGGGAACGGUUGAUUCGCUUGUGGAAGGAUCAACGAGUGGACACGUUCCUACAACACGUACCCGGGCUCCCACCGGGUCGAGUCCUCUUGAGUUUCCUGAUGGCUUACCUUGCCUUUCUUCUAAAAGACAAAAACAGAAGCUUUCUGAGGUAGAGCAACAAUCCAAGAAGGCUGAAGCUGCACAGAGACGAAGAAUGCUAUCUGAAAAGGCUGCUCAAGAAGCUGAGGCUGAAGCUAUCAGGAAGAUACUUGGGCAAGACUCAGGGAGAAAGAAGAAAGAGGAGAAGAUUAAGAAACAACAGGAAGAACGAGCUCAGGAGAGAGCUACAAGAGCAAGCACACUCGCAUCAAACACUGUCAGAUUAGUUAUUGGUCAAAGUGGAACAACUUUGACGUUUUCUGAAGACAUUGGUCUUCCAGAUAUCUUCAAGCCAAUCACCUGCAGUUAUCCUCCAACACGUGAGAAAUGUGUGGGACCAAACUGUGAGAACUCGUACAAGUACAGGGACUCAAAGUCGAAGCUACCACUAUGCAGUCUCAAUUGUUACAAGGCUAUGCAACAACCUUUGAUUCAUUGUUAAUUGCUUAACAGAGUUUUGUUCAAAAUGUAUUAUUAAACACGUAAUUGUUUCUUUUAACAUGAACAAACCUCCGCCUACGAUAC